Nanorana parkeri is the source of this 1839-nucleotide messenger RNA. RefSeq names its product McKusick-Kaufman syndrome (gene MKKS). Gene Ontology annotation, molecular function: ATP binding. Bases 77 to 1795 code for a protein of 572 amino acids. The record is from RefSeq and is a predicted model, not a curated record. Lineage: Eukaryota; Metazoa; Chordata; Amphibia; Anura; Dicroglossidae. Gene Ontology annotation, biological process: developmental process; cilium assembly; intracellular transport. The transcript has 5 exons. Gene Ontology annotation, cellular component: kinociliary basal body; cytoplasm; nucleus.
AUGAUGAGUUUUAAAUUGUAAAACCAAAGCCUGAGCUAUUUUCUUUGAAACACAAUCUGAAAUCUCAAGCUUAAUCAUGGCAAGAGUUGAGCUGAAAAAACCAUCGCAGUAUACAGCUGGACCCGUAACCAGUGCUUCAAUCAGAGGACCGCUGAAUGUGCUACAGAUGAUUGCAACAUCAUGCUAUGGACCAACUGGUAGGCUCAAACAGGUCCAUAAUGGUAGUGGAGGUUAUGUUAUUACAACAUCACAGUCCUCUGCCUUACUUGGUGGCUUGUCUAUUACCCAUCCAGUCUUACAGCUGCUUGUGUCUUCCGUCCGUAAUCAUGUAUCUAGUUUUAACGAUUGUGGACUCUUUGCAACAAUUCUUUGCUGCAACCUCAUUGACAGAUGCAUGGCUUUACCUUUGUCCCCUCACAAGAUAAUAACUAUAAACAAGAGUCUUUUGAACAUGUGCUUGCGUUACCUGACAUCGGAUGACUGUGCAUGCAAACUAAAGGUAGAUUUUAGCUGUAACUCCUCCUUUUUUGAUCUAACAAGAUCUGUGCUUCGCAGUAAGCCUGCUUGCAUGCUUACCACACAAGAAGUAGAUUACGUUACCAUUUUAGUGGUCAAAGCCUUUCUCUUCAAAGUCCCUGUAGAGAGCAGAUCUAAUGUAUUAGGGAGGACCGUGAUGGUCCCUGUCGAAGGUCUGAAUGUAAUGGAGUCCACCUUAGUUCCUGGUGUUCUCAUUGAAAUGCCAGGUAGCAGUUGGAACAGAAUCUUAGCAAUGUCAGACUUGCCUCCUGAAAACAUUAAUUUGGCUUUGUUUUCAGCCUCUCUGUCUGGAGAUUUUAGUGAUACAGGAGAUGGCUCUGUGGAGGUGGUGGAAGGUGUAGACCCUGAAAAAGUCAUGCUGGAACAGUUGUUGGCUUUAGGAAAGCGGUUAGUGGAUGACCAUGUUCACAUACUCGUCUGUCAAAAAGUUAUUCAUCCCUGCCUGAGGCAGUAUUUAAAAGAGCAGAAGAUCCUUGCUGUGGAAAGAUUGGGAGCGGCUUUAAUGGAACCACUAUGUCAAAUGACAGGUGCGCAGUCUAUAGCUUCCCUAAGCUUACUUUCCUCUGCUUGCUAUGGCAGCCUCAGGCAAAUCAGCAAAAUGUCCCAUGGAAACAAGCAGUACUUGCAUCUUAUUCCCUGUGACACGUCAGUGUGCAGCUUUGUGCUCUGCAACCGUAAUGAGACGUCCCUGAAAGAGCUCGUGAGAGUUUGCCAGACUGCAGAACACACUUUAAAUCAACUGCUUAAGGAUCCCUGGCUGCUCCUUGGAGGCGGGUGUACCGAAACACAUUUAGCUGCAUAUGUCCGCUAUAAGAGUGCCAAUAUAGACAGCGACGACCUGGAAGAGCAGAACUGUUCAAUGGCAGAGUAUAAACUGGUGUCAGACUGCUUCUCUUCUUGUUUAGAAUCGGCAGCACGAAGUUUGGAACAUGAUGGUGGAGACACACUUACUGAUCUCCAGGAUGGUCACUUCUGGUCUAUUCCUCCUAAUUCUACUCAAGACUUCCAUUGUAUAGAUACUGAACAAGGGUGUGGCUGUCGGUUACUCAGAAAGGGUGAUGGCAUAGAGUGGUGCAUGCUAGGCAGUACCUACAAACCAUUCAGUGCACGAAGCGGCACAAAUAUAUUCCCAUUAUUAGUGAACGAAGGAUCACUGGUUGUGGAUAGUUACACUGGAAAAUACAAUGGACUUAAGGUGGCUGUCGACACAGCUGGGCUGAUUUUGGACCUGGCAUAUGUUAUUAAAGAUGAAAACUGAGUGUGAUUGUUAAAUGUAUAGCCUUCUAGUGUGAAAUGUGUUAA